AUGAGUUAGAUAUUUGAAAGGAUUAAACGAAAAUGCCAAUUUAGUAAGAAAAGAGCAGAGAAACGUAUAGAGAAGGAGGUUGAAAAUAAACAAAUAACCUAAUUUUGCAAUAUGGACAAUUAAUUAGCUUUAAUGAACAAGGAGCAAAUUUAUGUAUAUAAUACAGAAAAUGGACAUUUAAAUUAUGUGUUAAGACAAAAAUUGUUCACCAGAUACUCAAAAAUAAUUGUAUAUCAUUUCAGAUUCAUCAAAUUGCACAAUGUUCAUUUACUACUUUUUGUUUGCACUGAUAGAAUAGUUGUAUUUUAAAAAAACAGACUGGUUUUUAAGUAAAAAAUUAAUGAACCCUUGUACAGGUAUGAUAAUUUCUAUUAUGACAAAUACGAGCAUUAUUUUAUUAUAUAGGGAAGAACCAUGGCCGAUAACUUCAGCUUGUUUGUAGUCAGCAAACUGUUUUCAAAGCAAGCGAAUGUAAAUUGCAUGACUCCAAAUUUCCUGAGAUUGGCAUUAGAUUACAAUUCAAUUUUUUAUCAAACUAAAACUAUUUUCAAACAAUUAAGCCAGAAUUACUUAACAAUAGAUUCAAUCUGCAUGCUUCCUUAACAUAAAUUAUUUUUGUAUAACAAACAAGAGAAGGAAUUGUAUUUGUGUGAUUUGAAUAAAUUGUACUAAACCUAUCCCACUUUUGCAUUUCUAGGGGAUUAUGAACACAGCAUAUUCAAGAUUGAUAAAACUUAGAAUUGUCUACCAUUUUAACAUAUUACGGGGGUGUAUAAUAAGGUGUAUGCUGACAAAAUUGAAUAUCAUAGGAACUAUUUACUCUUGGUGUAGGAGAAGGAUCCAAUAUCGGAAAUUGUGUGGAAAGAGUAGUACUGCUUGGAGGAUGAAGGAACCCUGAGUUACAUGACCAAAAAUGGGAAAAGAUAUAGAGCGUGA
Paramecium tetraurelia is the source of this 936-nucleotide messenger RNA. RefSeq lists its product as uncharacterized. The transcript has a single exon. NCBI's taxonomy places the organism in Eukaryota, Ciliophora, Oligohymenophorea, Peniculida, Parameciidae. The record is from RefSeq and is a predicted model, not a curated record.